AUGUCUGCUCAGUUCAAUGAUCACGUCUUCAUCAACCUGUCUCCACGCGACUUUCGUCCUGGUGGAUCGGAGUCUUUUGAGUCCCUGGCUUCUCCUUUUGAAGAAGGAUUCCCCCUCCCCCAGAGUGUUAACAGCUUUGACGGUCUUCAGACCAUCAAAGCUGCCGAAGAAACUUGUGUCUCAGGACUUCCAUACAUGAUGGACCUCCGCUCUCCUCUCGCUGAUUAUCAGUCAUUCUUCCAAUCCCAAAUAUCUUCACCCGACCAUCAGCGCGACAAACACAUGCCGGAACGUCGUCGAUCCUCCAUCAUCAACGGGUUGCCCCAGACCCCUGGCUGGUGGCUAAGCCAUACUGCCCCUGAUGAAGACAAGUUUCCACGAGCUCCUUCUUCCCGCACAAGCUUAAACACCAUGUCUACCUUCCAGUGGGCUAAGACUGGCACUCCCUCAGCAAACAGUGGCAACCCAUAUGAGAGCCUCUUCCAUGAGCCCCGGGAACAAGCUUCAGUUAUUCGACAAGUGAUUGGCUCUCGCAUGGUGUACCGAAAUGACCAAUCUGAGUACUUGGUUCACCGGUCUGAUUAUCCAGAUCAUAAAUUCUCAUGGGUCUCCAAGGACAUCAUUAGAUCGGUGGCUAUGAACAAAGUGAAUGAGUUCAACUGCCAGCGUCGCUUGCCAUGCUACAAGGGACCGCGAGGCGAGAUGUUUACCCGCAAAAACGCACCUCAUUGUUCGCCGGCAGAUGAGGAGACUUGUGUCGGCUGCGCGCAAUGCGGCCGGGGAUGCAGUUGA
This is a messenger RNA of Fusarium redolens, 792 nucleotides long. RefSeq lists its product as uncharacterized. The coding region runs from base 1 to 792 and encodes 263 amino acids. The transcript is spliced from 2 exons. The record is from RefSeq and is a predicted model, not a curated record. NCBI's taxonomy places the organism in Eukaryota, Fungi, Ascomycota, Sordariomycetes, Hypocreales, Nectriaceae.